CUACUUUCUCCAUCAUACAGAUGAAAAACAGCUCAAUUAGGCCAAGUGAUUUAACAUCACUGGGUACUGUCCGUAAGAACUGGGAUGUGAAUCUAGGUUUACCAACAUCCAGUACAGUAUGCUUCUCUUUGAAUGGUUCAGAGACAAGAUUCCUGAAUUUGAAGCCAUUGUGUCUAAAAGAAUCUGUAGGAUAGCUUUUUUAAUGGCUUAACCAAAGCCAUUUCUGUUUCUGGUUUGUUUGAGGUACUCUGUUGGGCCAUCUGCAAGAAACAUGACAGUGCAAGGGCGUUAGAAUAGGAUUAGACGGUGAGAGGUGCAUGCCGGUUGGACAUAUUCAAUAAGUAGUUGAGGCAAAUUCCUACAGGCCUAGAAACUGGCCAGGCUCUGCAGCACAUUCCUACCCAGGGGUCAGCACACAGGACAGAGAAGUUCAGGAGACAAAUACUCAGAUGGUCUCACGUGAGCUUGCAGUAGAGUCGGGCUGUCAAUGUCCUGACAGUGCCCACCUUCACUGGUGUGUUCUCUUGCCUCUGUUUCCUGUUGUACAGAUUAGGAGUGAUACCUAUUUAUCUGCCUCAUAGGUGACCUAUAGGAAUUCACAUCUAUAAGAUGCUCUGAACCUUUCAGAGAAGAAGUGCUGUGUAUGUCAUUCUUAAGAAUCAGCAAGAGCCAUAUCAAAGCCUCUGGCGCAUAACCACUAAAAUCUACAGUUUCGGAUCAAAAGCUUUGUGGAGAAAACUAGAGUGAUUUGCAGGCAUCAUCUGACUUCCUGAUAAAGAGCUCUGUGACCUCCAACAUUUAUGCAAUUCUGACACAGCUGCCACAUUGCUUACAAUGCGUGGCUCCUCCUGAGGGAUAAAGCAAGGAUUAAACACCAUGAGUGGCUCUAUCUUGAUAAUAAUAAUGGACUUCAAUAGCAACCGUACUGACACCUAGGUUUGAGUCCCCCAACUGGUACCAACAGGCUAGUGAACCCAACCAAGCUGUUUGUUGCUUACCAGGCAUGACUCUCACUGGUCUCAUUGGGAUAAUUAAUGCUAGCUCUACCUACCUGGUGAGAGAGUUGUGAGAAUCCAGUAUUCAAAGAUGUGAAGGUGUGUUCUAACACACUCUAAGAACAUAAGAAAAUAUAGUGAUUUGUUAGACAUAUGGAAAUGAUUGCUGAAUCAUAUCACCUAAAGAUACAGGGACUUUAAAGCUUUGAUAAUGAAAGCUAGAAGUGACUCAGUGCAUUUGAUACUGAAGAGGAAAGAGGAAACACACAGAAGGAAUUUCCUUAAGAAAUCAAAGGAAGUGAUUGGAAGGCUUGGGAAGCUAAGAACCCUCUGAUCUAAGUCAAGUCCCUGCUCCUGGUGAUGUUGGGGCUCACCUUCCUGAGGGAGGUCGCAGCUUGGAAAAACCCCAAAGCAGGGGAUGCCGCCCUGUGCCCUCCUCUGGAGGAUAACAGUGUGAGGGUUGACAUCCGCAUCCUCAGGCAAAACCGGGGUAUCUCCAUCUCAAAUUUCCAGAACCGCUCCAUCUCCCCCUGGGACUACAACAUCACGCAGGACCCCCACCGGUUCCCCUCGGAGAUUGCGGAGGCCCAGUGCCGGUACUCGGGCUGCGUCAAUGCCGAGGGGCAGGAAGACAGCUCCCUGAAUUCAGUUCCCAUCCAGCAGGAGUUCCUGGUCCUGCGGAGGGAGCCCCGGGGCUGCUCUCGCUCCUUCCGGCUGGAGAAAGUGCUGGUGACGGUGGGCUGCACCUGCGUCACCCCCAUCGUGCGCUCUCUGAGCGCCUGAACGGCCGCCGGCUGAAGCAGCCCUGAAAUGCUAGUCCUUACCCAGCGCUCUGCAGCAAGUCCUCUGUGGUUCCAAUCCUCGCCACUUCGUCAGCCUCUAGAUAAGACCUGCGCGGAGUUCUCAAAGCUCUGUCUUACAUAUAGUGUCAACUUUUGGGGGCGCUUCUGAAUCAGAAUCUGGUCCUGAGCUGUUCUGCGGCCCCAGCCCCUUGUAAACGGAGGCAGGAGAAGGAAGGAUGCUUGUUUGUGCAUCCUAGCCCUGCCAUCACUGUGACUCGGUGCGGUUCCCCGGGGAAUUCUGUUGGUAAAUUCUGUUCUGUGGGGAUGAAAAUGCAGAAAACGUAACCACGAUAUGAGCGUGUGGGAGGGGCUGUGCGGGGCGCGGUGGCAUGGGAGGGAUGCGGUAAGGAUCUAGCACACAUGUUUAUUAAGAUUUGCUACAUAGAGAGGCUGGCUUCACGCUCCUAUUUGUAAGGAAACUGUCCAUCUAUUUAUGAUAUUAUAUAAAAUUU
This is a messenger RNA of Mustela erminea (ermine), 2289 nucleotides long. It is a transcript of the gene IL17F, whose product is annotated as interleukin 17F. Bases 1356 to 1778 code for a protein of 140 amino acids. Gene Ontology annotation, cellular component: extracellular region. NCBI's taxonomy places the organism in Eukaryota, Metazoa, Chordata, Mammalia, Carnivora, Mustelidae. The record is from RefSeq and is a predicted model, not a curated record. Gene Ontology annotation, molecular function: cytokine activity. Gene Ontology annotation, biological process: inflammatory response. The transcript has 3 exons.